GAUUGAUCCCCUGCAUAAUCAAUACUUUGUAGCAACUGUUGGUUAAGUUUUGUAUUUGGUGGUGAUGCAGGACCAGGAUGCUCAUCCUUUGGAUAUGGAUCAUUUCUACAACUUGGACCUUUCAGAGUUCAUAGUGACGGAAAAACAUUGUACAUGAACGACUAUUCUUGGAACAAAGUGGCAAAUGUACUGUUCCUGGAAUCUCCGGCUGGUGUGGGGUUUUCCUAUUCCAACACAACCUCUGACUAUAACACCACUGGCGACAAGAGAACGGCGGAGGAUACAUAUACCUUUCUAGUUAACUGGUUUGAGAGAUUCCCGCAGUACAAAACCCGGGAUUUUUACUUAACAGGAGUGAGCUAUGGUGGUCGUUUUGUGGCACAGCUGGCUUACACCAUUGUAGCCCAUAAUCAGAAUCCCAACCAGACAUUCAUAAACCUCAAAGACAUUGCUAUUGGGAAUCCUUUUCUGGACCGUCAUUUACUUUUGAAAGGGAACUUAGAGUAUCUAUGGACACAUGCAAUGAUUUCAGAUAAAACUCAUGCAGCAAUUAACAAGUACUGUGACUUUGACAAUGCAAACUAUUCUGCAAGUUGCAAAGAGUACAUCUCCAAAGGUCAAAAUGAGGUUGGGCCUGUGCUUAGAGAUAACAUUUACUCUUCUGCCUGCACACAAGAUGCACCGAAACCCCAAUCUCCUGUUUCAGGAUAUGAUGAAUGCUCACGCAAUUAUGUUGAGGCUUACCUCAACCGGAAGAACGUGCAAGAAGCAUUGCAUGCCAUCAAUACCAAUUGGACACUUUGCAGCAAAUAUAUCGGUUGGGGGACAUGGAAAGAUUCACCUGAUACUGUGCUGCCCAUUCUCAAGCAGCUCAUUGCAAAUAAAGUAAACAUAUGGAUUCUAAGCGGGGACAUAGAUGGAAUUAUAUCAGUAACAACAACCAGGCUUGCAGUAAAUGCUAUGCAGCUUGCUGAGGUGACUGAUUGGCAUCCAUGGCUUUCUAACCAGGAGGUGGGAGGAUAUGUGGAAGGGUAUAAAGGGUUGACACUGGUUACAAUACGAGGAGCGGGGCACGAAUUUGCGAGCUACCAACCAGAACGGUCACUGGCUGUAAUUUCAUCUUUUCUUCAAAACAAACUCCCCCCAGCUGUUUAAUUGGCUACAACAAGUUUCUUAUUUCCAUUAAAAAUAAUAAUAUCACCUGUUGGCAUUGAUGUAGCAAAAAGAAAGAGGCACUAAUUGAAAAUUGAUGUAAAAUGCUUACAUGUGAGAUUAGAUGUGAAGUAAUGACUUUGGAUGUGAAAUGUAG
Cuscuta epithymum is the source of this 1309-nucleotide messenger RNA. The record is from the annotation of a GenBank genome assembly. NCBI's taxonomy places the organism in Eukaryota, Viridiplantae, Streptophyta, Magnoliopsida, Solanales, Convolvulaceae.